CAAACCCACAAACUUACACCACUAUACAAAUCUACAAUUCAACCAUGGAGCAAAUACACAAGAUAACUCUUCUCUCGGAUCUAACCCCCCCUUCCCUCGAACGCACCUGGCUCAGCGCCCCGCAUCCGACGCUCCCCCUCCUCGCGACCUGCAGCGCCGACAAGACGGUGCGCGUGUACUCGCUGACCAACUUCCGGCUGCUCUCGACCAUCUCCGGAGGGCACAAGCGGAGCGUGCGGUCUGCGGCAUGGAAGCCGAACACGAAAGAAAAUGUACUGGCAACAGGGAGCUUUGAUGCAACUGUUGGGAUAUGGAGGAACGACGAGCAGGAGGAUGAAGAUGAAGGGGAUGGACAAGACCGAGAUCCAGAAGAGGGAUGGGCGUUUUCAGUGCUAUUGGACGGACACGACAGCGAAGUGAAAUCUGUGUCGUGGUCAUCGUCGGGCAGUCUGCUAGCCACCUGUUCGCGCGACAAGUCGAUCUGGAUCUGGGAAGACCUUGAAGACGGGGAUAAUAACUUCGAGACGGUGGCGGUCAUGCAGGAGCACGGCGGGGACGUCAAAUGCGUCUCCUGGCAUCCCGUGGAAGAGUGUCUGGCGAGCGGAAGCUACGACGAUACCAUCCGGUUGUGGCGCGAGGAUGUCGACGAUUGGGGGCAGGUCGCGUGUUUACGAGGCCAUGCCGGCACAGUCUGGUGUGUGGAUUGGGAGGGGGAAGGGGGAGGAAGCACCACCACCACUACCAUUCCGGCUGGAGGCAAUUCUUCCCAGAUAUCGGCAUGGAAGGAGAAACAUGCCCGGUCUGCUCGUCUGGUCUCCUGCUCCGACGACCGGACGGUCCGCAUCUGGCGCCGUCAACCAAAAGAUCAUCACCAGCAGUACCGCCCGUCAGAUGUUCCCAGCAUCAUCCGGCCGACGGGGCUGGAAGAGCACUGGGACGAGGAGGCCGUCCUGCCUACGGCGCAUGACUUGUCCAUCUACACGGUGGCAUGGAGUAAAGCCAGUGGCCGCAUUGCUUCUGUGGGCGCCGAUGGACGAAUCGUCGUGUAUGAAGAGCAAUUCACGACUUCUUCGGAUGAUCCUUUGCAAACGACAUGGACUGUCAUUGACUCCCUGCCUGGUGCUCAUGGCAUCUACGAGAUCAACCAUGUUGCCUGGGCGAAGCGCGCCGAUCGUGGCAAGCAGGCGGAUGAGGAGGUCUUGAUCACCACAGCAGACGAUGGGAGUGUGAAGGUGUGGUUAGUCUAGAAACAGAUCCUCCUUUUUCAACAAGUUCAACAUAUUUGACUACAUUCUCAAAAAAUACCUAUAGAUAAUAGAC
Molecule: messenger RNA, 1320 nt
Organism: Penicilliopsis zonata CBS 506.65
Lineage: Eukaryota; Fungi; Ascomycota; Eurotiomycetes; Eurotiales; Aspergillaceae
Exons: 1
Coding region: 45-1247 (400 amino acids)
Biological process (GO): iron-sulfur cluster assembly
Cellular component (GO): cytosolic [4Fe-4S] assembly targeting complex
Molecular function (GO): protein binding
Source: RefSeq, a predicted model, not a curated record